CGGAGAAUUGAAUAUACUUAAAUUAUUUGAAAUUAGGGUUUUGUAAAGUAGAAGAGAUUGUCUGUAAAUCGACGGAGAUUGUCUAUAAUACCCAUUAUCGUGUUGGUCUUGGUUCUUACCGAGGACGGUAACCACAGGUAGCGGCGGCGGCAACAGCAACAAUGGCUCCUCCCAAAGGCACCUCAAAGAAAUCUGACCCAAAGUCACAGGCACAAAAGGCAGCAAAAGCAGUCAAGGCAGGUGCAAUUACCAUAAAGAAGAGGACCAAGAAGAUCAGAACUUCCGUGACAUUCCACAGACCAAAGACACUGAAAACACCCCGAAAUCCCAAAUACCCUCGACUCAGUGCUCCUCGUAGGAACAAACUUGAUCAGUACGAGGUUCUGAAAUACCCCCUGACAACUGAAUCUGCAAUGAAGAAGAUUGAAGACAACAAUACCCUUGUAUUCAUUGUUGAUGUACGGGCAGACAAGAAAAAGAUAAAGGAUGCAGUGAAGAAGAUGUAUGACAUUCAAACAAAGAAAGUGAACACUUUAAUCAGGCCUGAUGGCUUGAAGAAGGCGUAUGUGAGAUUGACACCAGAUUAUGAUGCCUUGGAUGUAGCAAACAAAAUUGGCAUCAUUUAAACCGACAGACACUUAUAAUUGAAGUUUCAAUUUCACUUGCUUUGAAACAUUGUUUCUCGUUUAUGUUUGAAAGGCUUUUACAUUCUAUUUGAAGCAUACUGUUUAGAUUGUGAACUUGUGUACUACGACACUUGACACUGUUAAUUAUGAGGAUUUUUUUGCA
Molecule: messenger RNA, 789 nt
Organism: Cryptomeria japonica (Japanese cedar)
Lineage: Eukaryota; Viridiplantae; Streptophyta; Pinopsida; Cupressales; Cupressaceae
Product: large ribosomal subunit protein uL23
Exons: 3
Coding region: 162-626 (154 amino acids)
Biological process (GO): ribosomal large subunit assembly; translation
Cellular component (GO): cytosolic large ribosomal subunit; ribosome
Molecular function (GO): rRNA binding; structural constituent of ribosome
Source: RefSeq, a predicted model, not a curated record